Molecule: messenger RNA, 4044 nt
Organism: Closterium sp. Yama58-4
Lineage: Eukaryota; Viridiplantae; Streptophyta; Zygnematophyceae; Desmidiales; Closteriaceae
Source: the annotation of a GenBank genome assembly
AUGCAGGAAGCGUUUCUAUUCUUUGGCGCGGAGCGGCGCGUCUUACGAGACCUGUCACUCUAUCUCGUGCUGACAGCGUCAGUCAAACACAAUCUCGCGUGCGAAUUCGUUCCGCGUAUGGUCGCUCCACCAGUGGCGGUGUUACCAGGGGCGAUGGAGAGCGUUUGCGAGCUCAGCACUCCGCUUUCUGAGGGAACAUUCACGCUGACCGACCCUCCACAACCCCUCCAAGCAUGCUCACAAAAGAACUCAAAACUCUCCUUCCACAUCCUGCAUCUCAUGGCUUCGUUGGACAGCGGAAACCUGGAAUUUGAGGAUCCUUUUUUCUCUCUCCCGGCCUUCGGGUGCUUCUUCACUGAGAGUAGUACAGCUCCCGCUGGGUACUGCCCUGGUCCUCCACCACUCGCCGGCGAGAAGCACGCGAGAGAAACGCUCAAGAGAGACGCGUUAGAGAGAGACGCGUUAGAGGGCGAAGCGCUUGAGCAGCAGACGCUUGAUGAGGGGGAGAGGCGAGAGAGGUUUGAGAGGGAGACGCAGGAGAGGGAGAGGCGUGAAAGGGAGAGUCGCCGGUCGUCAAUGUCCAACAAGAAGAGCCGCCUAAGGCAGCAGUCAGCCAUUCUGCAGCGACGAGGACGCAAUGCGGAAGCCGCUCGAGACCUCCCUCCUCCUGCCACUGCUGCAACUGCUAACGCGGCUGUGACUACCGGCAGUCAGGGGGGGUCUGGCAGUCUCAGUGGUGCUGUCCCUCCACUGACUGAGGGGAAGGCGGCGACAAGACAGCGGGGAGGUGGUGUGAGUAGCCAGAGGAGCUCCAUCUACCGCGGAGUCACAAGGCAUCGCUGGACGGGGCGCUAUGAGGCUCACCUGUGGGAUAACUCGUGCCCCAAGGAAGGCACCAACAAGAGAGGCCGCCAAGUCUACUUGGGAGGGUACGAUGACGAUGAAACGGCUGCCAGGGCGUAUGACCUUGCUGCUCUCAAGUACUGGGGUCCCACCGCUGCUACCAACUUCCCUGUUGAGAAUUACGAGAGGGAGCUGAGAGAGAUGGAGGGGGUUUCCAAGUACGAGUAUGUUGCUUCCAUCCGCAGGAAGAGCUGUGGCUUCUCCAGAGGGGCGUCCAAGUACCGAGGGGUCACCAGGCACCACCAACACGGGCGGUGGGAGGCGCGCAUAGGGCGAGUGAUGGGCAACAAGUACCUGUACCUGGGGACCUUCGCCACACAGGAGGAAGCAGCAGAGGCAUACGACAUCGCUGCAGUCAAGUACCGGGGGCUGAACGCGGUUACCAACUUUGACCUCAGCCGCUAUAUCGACGGGCUCAGCUCUCAACCCGAUGACCCUCAAUUAGCCGAGGAGCCUGUGAAGGCGGAUUCUGCAGUGCAGCAGGCGAUCUCGGACCCGGUUCCCCAGUUCCUGCCGUUCCAAAGCGACCAUGCUGCUGCGUGCUUCACUCCAGCAGUAUCGGUUGAUCUCGGUGCUCCCCUGCCCCUGCCUCUGCAUUCAGCGCACAUGCUGUCAGCAGGCACGCCAAACAUGGUACCCGCCGCCAUGGCACCGCCGCCGAGCGGCAGUGCGGGCCCGCGCCGUCCGCGCGCUAAUGGCGGAAUAGAAUCAUCACAUGCGCGAGACGGCCAGAUUAAAAUUGCGGCGGCGGAGACGAUUCAUACCGCUGCGGCGGCGGAGACCAUUCAUACCGCGGCAGCGGCGGUGGCGGCGGCGGAGGAAUGUAAUGACGAAGCGGAGGAAGGGGAGGAGGAGGACGGGAGCGAGUUUCUGGAGCGCGCGCGGAGCCUGCAGGAGGCGGAGGACGAGCGAGCGUACGAGCCGGAGGAGCAGAUCGACGUGUCGCGCUACAGCCUGCCGCUACGGUCGCCGGGCGGCAAGGAGGACACGUUCCGGUUCUCGUGGCGACGGUUCUGCAUCUUUGUGGGUCCGGGCUUCCUCAUGAGUAUAGCAUACCUGGACCCAGGCAAUCUCGAGAGUGAUUUACAGGCAGGCGCACAGACGGGGUAUGCUCUGCUCUGGAUUCUCUUCUGGUCCACCGCUCUUGGCCUGCUGCUGCAGGUACGGCUUGAUGCCACAGCAGCGCGAGUGGGAGUGGUGACGGGGUGUCAUCUAGCGGAGCUGUGUCGAAUGGAGUACUCACCACCAGUGCGCUGGGUGCUGUGGGGCAUGACGGAGGUCGCCAUAGUGGGGGCGGACAUUCAGGGUGGUGACACACCCCUAACCCCAAACUUUUCUCUCUGUUUAACCCUCCUGUGGCUCUGUGCACAUGUCUCUCCACUCCACGUCCCCACCAACAACCACCCAGGCCACAGCAGCGCGCGUGGGAGUGGUGACGGGGUGUCAUCUAGCGGAGCUGUGUCGAAUGGAGUACUCACCACCAGUGCGCUGGGUGCUGUGGGGGAUGACGGAGGUCGCUAUAGUGGGGGCGGACAUUCAGGAGGUCAUCGGCUGUGCCAUCGCCCUGAGAAUUCUCUCGAGAGGAUUUAUUCCCAUCUGGGCAGGGGUGCUGAUAACUGGGCUCGACAGGUGAGCAGUGAGCAUGGAGUGCAUGUAGGCUUGUGUGUGUGGACGGAGGUGGCCAUAGUGGGCGCCGACAUUCAGGAGGUCAUAGGCUGCGCCAUCGCCCUGCGCAUCCUCAGCAGGGGUGCCAUCCCCAUCUGGGCGGGGGUGCUUAUAACGGGGCUGGACAGGGGUUAUUCUCAUCUGGGCGGGCAUGCUCGUUACAGGGCUCAACAGGUGAAACGCGCAUGUGACUGUAGCGGUGCUGUGGGUACGACAGAGUUGGUUAUAGUGGGGGCGGACAUACAGGAGGUCAUAGGCUGUGCCAUCGCCCUGCGCAUCCUAUCAGAGAAGCCAUCCCCUGCUGGGCGGGGGUGCUUAUGUUGGGGCUCAACAGCGCACGUGAACAACAAGCAACAACGAGCAUGUUCAAUUUACGCUUGUGGUGUGUGUGCGCCUGUAGUGGGGCUGGGCAGCUUCCUCCUCCUCUUUCUUGAAAACCUUGGCAUCCGCAAGCUCGAGGCCCUGUUUGGUCUUUUCAUCGCUGUCAUGGCUGCCUCCUUCGCGCGCAUGUUCCUCGAAGCUGCACCGGACGCGGGGGCCAUUGCACAUGGUCUCCUGGUCCCCUCCAUCCCCAAGGGAGCCACCAGCAUGGCAGUGAGCAUACUAGGAGCGGUCAUCAUGCCGCACAACAUCUUCCUUCACUCCGCCCUCGUGCAAUCGCGUGCCAUCGACCGCCACUCCCCUCCACGCGUCUCAGAAGCUCUCCUCUACUUCACGCUAGAGUCCGCCCUCGCACUGCUGCUCUCCUUCCUCGUCAACCUCUGCGUCGUCUCUGUCUUCGCCCGCCUCUUCUACGGCCAACCAGGGGCUGCCGAUAUUGGGCUGGACAACGCUGCUGAGUACCUGCAACAAGCCUUCGGCUCAACAACCUUCCCAGUGGUGUUCAUCUGGGCAGCGGGCCUGCUAGCAGCGGGGCAAUCAUCAACCAUGACAGGCACAUACACGGGCCAGUUCGUCAUGUCGGGCUUUCUAGACCUGCACGUGCGCAAGUGGGUGCGCGUGUGUGUCACCCGCACCGUUGCCAUUGUGCCCGCCGUCGCCGUCGCCCUGCUCUACACCUCUCCUGCCUCGCACGCACCGCACUCACCACCGCAGCUGUCACCGCCCCUGGCAGGACUGGCUGUGCAAUGGCUCAACGUGCUGCAGUCCGUGCAGCUGCCCUUCGCUGUCAUCCCUCUACUCGCGAUUGCAUCCUCUACACACGUGAUGGGGAGAUACGCUAUUAAAGGGGCAGUUAAGGUGAGUGCAAUCUGCUGUUGGUGCAGUGCAGGUGCUGUUGUAAUGCCAAGUCAAGGUGAGCGCCAUGUGCUGCCAGUGCUAUCACUCUCCUCACUGGACGUGCUGAACCAGGGGCUCAACGUGCUGCAGUCCGUGCAGCUGCCGUUUGCUGUCAUCCCACUCUUGGCAAUCGCAUCCUCAACACGCGUCAUGGGGCGAUAUGCUAUCAAGGGAGCGGUCAAGGUGAGGUGUGAGUAA